Mycena indigotica is the source of this 710-nucleotide messenger RNA. RefSeq lists its product as uncharacterized. The transcript has 2 exons. NCBI's taxonomy places the organism in Eukaryota, Fungi, Basidiomycota, Agaricomycetes, Agaricales, Mycenaceae. The coding region runs from base 15 to 710 and encodes 231 amino acids. The record is from RefSeq and is a predicted model, not a curated record.
UCUCUACUUCCACGAUGCAGUCGAGCGGGAAGCGCAGACAGCAAGCCUCUUCCUCGCCGACAUCGAGCCGGAGCGGGGGUCCGCCAGCUUCGCAAUCGCGAGCUAAGCCUCGAUUUGUCCAGCAUAAGCUCACGGGGGAGCUUCCCAUCUUCAAUGACUGGAUCCCCUCUGUCGCGGACGAUAAAGAGGAGGCGGUGUACUUUUACGGCGGCUCGCGGCCCGACACCCGAGGACAACCUCCCGACGAACGACUUGUAUCGACUGAGUAUCAAGACGAUGGCCUGGGAAAACCUAACGGUGCAAUGGUCGGCUAUGUCCCACCGGACCUGCCAAUGGCGAACUUCUACGGCGGGCGCUCUACCCAGGAAAAGAAGCUGCCUGCGCUGACCGACGCCGCUUCCGCCGUGCUGCAUGUCGCGGGCAAGUCUUUCUUGAUGCUCUUCGGCGGCUCCAACGAAGAUAUCGUUGCCUCGGACCGCCUGAUCUGCGUGGACAUGACCAAUCUUGCGUGGUAUGGCGCUCGAAACGGGGAAAAAAUACCCCCAGAAGAAACACCGGUCUCCGAGGAAAAACUCGGCACCUCUUUGACAGUUCCGAGAACUCCGGGCUUCUUUUGCCCCCAGGUCUCGCUAUUUCCUUUGCCGACAACUUAUGACUCCCGACAACUCGUGACUCCCGACAACUUGUCGCUUCUGACAACUCAGUACUAA